Messenger RNA from Osmia lignaria (orchard mason bee), 12455 nucleotides. RefSeq lists its product as uncharacterized. Lineage: Eukaryota; Metazoa; Arthropoda; Insecta; Hymenoptera; Megachilidae. The record is from RefSeq and is a predicted model, not a curated record. Gene Ontology annotation, cellular component: nucleus. Gene Ontology annotation, biological process: regulation of transcription by RNA polymerase II.
UACGCGUUACGACUCCCGAGUUGUUGGAAGGUAACGAGCUAACGCGAACCCGAACCCGAACCCGAACCCGAACCCGACGCAUUCUCUUCUUCUCCUCUUUAGUCUUUAGUCUUUAGUCUUUAGAACCGGUAUCCCCUGCUUCGCGGUACGAUCCCUCCACUAUUUCUACCUUUUAUUUACGAUGCGAUUAUUCUUUCAGCUCUUAACGUUGUUUCGAGCGAUACAAAUCGACACCGUCCCGUACGUUUCUUUCUAAAAGUACGUAUUCGGUGCUUCGGUAUAAGAGUUGCCUCUGUAUCGAUUAAUAGAUCUUUCGAAAAAGUCACCGGUUAGAUUCGCAUUAAAUAAGCAGAAAAAUGUAGAACGAUCUUGCUACGCCAAACUAUUUAUCACUCGACGCUGAUCCGGCUUAAAAUAACCGGAAUAAAUCACAAGGUUUCUAUAUCGCGUAAACAGAUGUAACCGUUUUUCGAGCGUGUACGAUUCACGGAACAUCGAUAACUUGGUAGCUGAUUGCCGAUUAUUCUACGUUCGCUGAUUUAGCCACGUAACUUGACUGCCAUCGCGGCUAUAUAGAACGUUCACUGGAAGAUAAACAAUGACCUCGUUUCGUUUUACGUAAUAACGAAAUUAACGUACAUCUCGGUGACGGUAGCGAAACCGUGGGAUUAGCAAAACGAAUCGGUCGUGACUGACGGAGAUGAUCGUAAUUGCUGUUUCGCGCGCGCAUCGUACUAUCGUAAAAGCAUCGGUACCGUCGGCGUCCUCGUCUCGGUGUUAAGGUACAGGUGUUUGCGUAACAAAGAUCGAAGAAGGUGUGCUGCGCGAUUUUCAAUCGCAGCGUUCCGUUCAAUCGAUAUGCAAACGAUGGAAACGACGUUUCGCGGUUUGUUCUAUGAAACGAAGAAGAUAGGAUAGAUUUCAAUUAAUUCGCAUCGUCUUGACCGACAUUAAACGAGAACGUUUUGUCCGGAAGUGGUAAAACACAGACACACGUGGAGGAUAGAUAGAGCGGCGUGUAUGUAUGUACGCGUCGGUAUGCGCGGAGGCUACGCGUAUAGUUGCGAUAGGAUCGUCUAUUGUCGGUUUAUAACCGAGAUAGAGAGAGAGAGAGGAAGAGGUAGAGGGAGAGAGAGUGAGAGCGGUGAGUGAACCCAAACGAUCCUCGUGGAGAGUAAUUAGCGGUCGUCGUCGGUGGGGCGGCAUCGUUGCCGACCUCCAAGUGUCGUUAACGAGCGGUUUAAAUGGUCGUUCUCUUACAAGAGAAUGGGAAAUCGAUGCUCGAUCGAUUUAUCUCGAUUGCCACUAGUUAGUUCCCCUGACUUUCUUCCGGCGUUUCAACCUCGUUGUAACGCGAUGCGACACGACGCGUCAUAGUUACGUGUCCAUUUCGAGACGUUCUCAUCGCUCGUUCCCGUUUACGAUUUACGUACAUGUACGAUAUAUCGGGCUCCUUCGUUUCCUCGUAUUCGUAAACACACGCACCGCAUUUGGUUCGCUUACGAGACAUUGUACGAUUCGAUGAAACGCGUGCGAAAAUAAUCUUAUCUAUAUUUUCUGGGUCGUGAUUCCUCCGCGAGCCGGUAUUCCCUUCCAUCUGUUCCUUUUUCACUCAACUCUUUGGAUCGCCGUUGGAACCGUUACGAAUUUUAUUCUAUUAUACAUAGAAAGAACGAAACGUUUCGCUCGUAAACGAUCGAAAAACAAUUAGAAACACGCGGUUUCUCUUAAUUAGCGCGAACGAUACGCGUGUUGGUAUAAUCUGGAAUUGAUUGAACGUCUGACUUUAGACGCACGGUCAUCAAACGACCGUUGUGUUUGCAACGAUAACCCCUCGUUCGAUAAAAUCGUCUCCCCGUGACGUUGCUGCGUUAUUAUCCGUUAAAGCUGUAAAAAGUAAAAUGAAAAAAAAAAAAAAGAAAAAAAAGAAAAAGAGGUUGGACGUUAAAGGCAGGCUUUGGUAGUCGGGGUUCUCAGGAGGGGGGGGGGGCUUUUGAUCGAGACUGUACUGGAUGAACUAUGGAAGGGUAUCUGGCGUAGAACUAAUUGUCCAGAAGUAUAGGAUGUUUGGCCGUUUAAGCGCGACGAUACUUUAAGCCGAGUCUUUUUACCGGGAAAAAUGAAGUAUACGCUUGGACCGGUUCUUUUCCCGUUGACGCGUUUUUUCGCGGUUAGGCAAAGUGCAGUCGCAUGGACAAACGUACGGUCGAAGCGAAUCACGGCCAAUACUUUCCCAGGGCGGAAUGUCGGGUCUACGGGCAAGCACAAAAUGGCUGCCAGCAGGAACGAUCGACCGUGCGUGCGUGCGAGGAAGCGAGUCAGGAGAUGUUGUUUCUUCUCCUUUGCCUCUCUCUCCUGUUCCUUCCUACGUAUACACGGGAAUACGCGUACACUACGUGCACACACGUACACGCUCUCUCUUUCUCCCUUUGCCCCCCUUCUCCCUUUACCCUAAUGGUCUCUUGUAUCUUUUCUCGCUUACACUCGUUCGCUUGUACAUACGCGUUCCUUUACCUUUUCCCUUUAACCAUAUAAUAUCUUUUUUCGUUUAGGUUGCAGUAUCACCCCUUUCGCCCUCCACCUUCUCCAUUCUGCUCCUCUCUUCUUUUUCUUUACCUUCUUUUUUAUCGUGUUUCUCGCCGUCUUUUCGCUCGGAUUGUCUCUUUCUCGUAUACGAACAGAGGAUCGGCGUUCGUGUGAGUCGAGUUAUAGCGUAGGCAGAAGCUUGUUUUUUCUUUUUUCGCAGUUUCACCGUCGAAAUCAUCGGAACGAUACUGUUUUUCGUGUCCAUCUUAUUCGAAUCCCGAUACGUAUUUUAUUGACACACGACGUUCACGGUUAAACGAUGAGAAAUUUCUCGUUAUCGUCGACAGGAAUUUGAUAAUCUUUCCGGUGAUACCACGGAUAUCGUUACUCCCCCGAGAAUCCACGACUUACGCGGCCUCGUAUACUUUUUUCCUAUUAUAAACAAUCGUAAACGGCGAACGUCUUUUUUACGAUUUUUAAUGGCAGGAGUAAAGUCGAAGUUCCGAGGCAAUAACAGGCUAGUCGCGAAAGAGAGGUAGUGUGUCGCGUAGCGUGGCAGUGAAACUCCGGUAGAAUCGUGUAGCCAGCCAGCGGUGGCAACACACGACCGCUUGUGGUUCUCGCAACGUUCCACGAUCACCGCAUCGAAAUUAUGCCAGGCAAGGGAAGUACCGUCGCCGUUUUAGCGCCAAGUUGGAAGGGGAAAUCCGGUUACGAGUUAACGCUUGGUAAAAGGACCAAAGGAAGAUUUGUCGAGACCGCCUAAAGAAAGGAUAUACCCGUGGAGCGAAUCGGUGUCGUUAGUGUUCUCGGGCAACAACGACGAGCGGAUACGACGCAAGUGAAACGAAAAAGAAAUAAUAGGAUAGAAUAUAAAAUAAAAUAAAAUAAAAUAAAAGAACACAUCGCGAUAAAAUAAAAUCGCGAUACGAUGCGAGACGCAACGACGACGAGCGACAACUAAUUACGAUGUUGGCGCGAGUGUCAGGUAAAAGAUCGGCGCGAGUGUAAAUUGGUGAUAGUGUUGCGACGGUGAAAAGUGUCGUUCAGAGGACGGAGAAGGAAAAGGAAACGACGGAGGAGGAAGAAGAGGAGGAGGAAGAGGGAACGACGAUAAGGGAACACAGCGUGGCGAAAAGAAGAAGAAGGAGGAGGAAGAGGCGAAGGUGGGGGAGGAGAAGGAGCAGAGAAACGGAGAGAAGAAAAGGUGGGCCCGAUUCUGGAGAUUUCGAGGAAACGAGGAAAAGGGUACGCGAGAUCCUUACGCGAAGGGAAAAGGAAUUCACGGGGUUUGGUACGGUGAUUAUUUGGUACAUAAGAAGGAGAGAGGGUGAGAACGGGGCGCGAAAGGCUGUAUGAGCGAGAGAAUAGUUUGAAGAUACGUAAGAGCGAGAAAAGGAGAAGCGAAGGGGAAAGGAAAAGGGGGAAUUUUCGUAAUAUCGGGAAAUAUCGGUGGAGAGCAGCCGCGAGACGAUAAAAGUGAUGUGUCCGAUGGACGUGGCGCGUGUUGCGGGCGGUGGUCGGGGUAAAACGGACGCGUGUCACGCGUGGUGUAAUUGCUUGAAAUCGGCGAGAACAGGCGGGCAGUCGGUGAUCAGGCUGGCGGGCGCCGGGGAAACGUUUCAAAGGGCAUGGCGACCACGCCACUAGGCGGUCGCCUCCCUAACGUAAACCGCAAAGGACCAUCUCCGUUCGUCGCUGCUAGCGGUGCUGGCAACAACAUCAACUACAGCAACGCUAACGGCACCACCGGAAGUAACAACAACAACAACAACACCAACACCAACAAUUACAACAGCGGUGGUAACAUUGGCGGUGGUAGUAACGGUAAUCACGUUGGCAAAAGCAACAGCACGCAUAGCGAAAGUUGUACUACCAAUAAGAACAACAACAACAACAACAACAACAACAAUAAUAACCAUCACACCAACAACAAUUACGUUAGCCAUCGCAACGGUGGUUACGAGAACGGUAGUAAUAACGAGAAAGUCUGUGGCAAUAACGGUAACGAUAUCGGCAGCAGUGCUAACAACAACAACAACAACAGCAGCACCAGCAACAGCAGCUGCGGCGGCAGACACAACGGCGGCGGACAAGUUGGUAGUAACGUUGGAGGCGGAGGAGGAGGAGGAGGAGGAGGUGGUGGUAGCAGCAGCAGCAGCAGCAGCAGCAGCAGCAGCAGCGGUCACGCGUCGAGAAGCAAGGAACGCGGACUAACGGGAAAGGAUCAUCGUGAUCAUCGUGAUCAUCGUGAUCGUCGUGAUCAUCGCGAUCACCGUGAUAAUCGUGAUAAUCGGCAUCAUCAUCAUCACCACCACCAUCAUCAUCAUCACCACCAUCAUCACCAUCAUCAUCAUCAUCAAGGUCGCGAUAGGUCCUCGUCGUCGUCGUCGUCGUCGUCAUCGGGACAACAGCGCGAGUGUAAAGCAAGCACGGUGGCUGCAAACACCGAUGAGCUGGAUCCGGCCGCGACGAAUGCGACCAACAACUUUGAGUACGACGAUAACGAAUGGGACAUUGGAAUAGGAGAUUUGAUAAUCGAUCUUGAUGCGGACAUUGAGAAGACGAGGGACGAGAAAUUGAGCUCAGGGACAGGCAUGGCUUCAACGCCUGCCUCGGCAGCAUCGGCAACCAAUACCACGAAUCAUCAUCACCAUCACCAUCAUCAUCAUCAGCUGCAAAAUUCCGCAAACGGCUUAGGCUCCUCGAACUUGUCUUCUUCUGUGACGUCAGCUAGUCCAAACGGUUGCGGACAGUCAUCGAACUCAUCGUUGUCCUCGUCGUCGUCGGCGUGCGUAUCUUCGUCCGCGUUGUCCUGCUCCUCGUCGUCUUCGUCGUCGUCGUCGUCGUUGUUAUCCUCGUCGUCGCCUUCGUCGUUGGCGUCGUCCUCGUCGACGUCGUCCGUGUCGUCCGCGUCCUCUUCCUGCGGCCUCAACUCGUCCGGCCGAUCGAACAGCCCCGGCCACGGCCACGGCCACGGCCACGGCCACGCAAGCGGAAACGUAAACGUCGUAAGUAAUAGCGGCGGUAGCAACGGGUCCGGCAACCCGAACGGUUCCUCGACAAUCGUCGUAACGGGUUCGGGCAACAAGCAACAAAGCAACAACGCGGUGGUGAGUGGUGUGAACGCCGCACACGCAGUAAAUACUGGUAAUCCCGGCAAAAUGGCCGUUGAACACUCGGCCACCGUCGACAAAGGCCUGAAAAUGAAGAUCAAACGAACGAAACCGGGCACGAAAAGCAGCGAGGCGAAACACGAGAUCGUGAAAUCGAACGAAAUCAACGGUACGAUGUCGUCGCAAGAGAGCGGAAACGGGGGCGGUUCGGUAUCGUUGACCGGUUCGUCGUCGAACUCGGGGCCCACGGCCGGCGGCUCGUCGGCCGCAUCGGCGCUUGGUCAGAACGCUCAGAACUCGGAAUGUAACGCGAGUGGAAGCGGUGCCGGUGGUGGUGGUGUCGGUGGAAGCGGUGGUGGUGGUGGUGGUAGUGGCGGUGGUGGAGGCGGCGGUGGAGGCGGUGGCGGCGGUACCGGUGGUUGCGGUAUCGGUGCCGGUGGAAACGGUGGCGUCGGUGGUCCCGGAACGGCCACCGGCGGUUCCGCUGGUGCCGGAGGUGUCGGUGGUGGCAGCGGUGCCGGUGGACAGUCGUCUUCCUCCUCGUCCUCGUCGUCCUCGUCGUCGAACAAAUCGAAACCGAGUCAUUCGACGGGUUCCGGCAGCGGGACCGGAGGCACCACUUCCUCGACCGCCGGUUCCAAGAGAGGCUCGAGCGGACAUCGUCGGGACAAGACGCGGGACAAACACGAGAAGCCGCAGAGCAACCACGCGAUCGCGCAACAGAGCAAGUCGGAGAUGAAUGGAAGCGCGAGGCCGAGUAGCGGAAGCGGUGGAGGCGGUGCUGCUGGAGGAGGUGGCGGUGGUGGCGCUGGUGGCGGCAGCGGGAGUGGCGGCGCGGGUGGACAGAGUCAGACAUCGAGCGGUCCGGGUCCGGGACCGGGGCCUGGGCCAGGGCCAGGGAUCGGAAACGGGGCCGGGGCGGCCGCGCAAUCUCAGGGACCGCCGGCGGCCGCGACCGCCCCACAACAAAGUCAGGGACCACCGCCGAGUUCGCGGACCGGCUUUUCCAUAUCUCAGGGGCCUGGUCCACCCACCAGUUCUGCCACGGCACCCUGUCCACCCCCGAGCCCGGCAAGCGCGACCGCCGCCGGUCCUGCUGCCAAGCCUGAGCAAACCAAGCUUGCCUCGGUGCCCGGUACCGGAACUCCGAUCACCACGACGCCCGACGAUGCUAUGGAUACCGCGGCUAGUCCCCCGCCUCCCAAGAAGCUGAAGACUUCCGUAUCCGAACCAAAGGACAUGUCCGACGUAUGCGUCGGCACUAGCGUGGGGACCAUUACCGAACCGGAAUGUUUGGGACCCUGCGAGCCUGGAACAUCGGUGACUCUCGAAGGCAUCGUUUGGCACGAAACCGAAGGAGGUGUGCUGGUGGUGAAUGUGACGUGGCGAGGGAAGACAUACGUGGGUACGUUGCUGGAUUGCACUCGCCACGACUGGGCACCGCCAAGGUUCUGCGACUCGCCAACGAGCGAUCUAGACGCCCGGACGCCAAAGGGGCGCGGCAAACGCGGUCGUGCCGCGGCGAACGCGACACCCGGCAACGACCUGAGCAACUUUACGGAAACUAGGAGUUCGGUGCAUAGCAAAUUACGAAACGGUGGCGCGAAAGGACGUCGCGGUGCGCAAGGUUCACCGGCGGCAAGUCCUAGUCCAGCGGCGUUCGUACCCCCGCGACCGGAUCCAGCUGCGAAGCGGAAAUCUCGCGGUCCCGAAGAAGAGGAUAAGAACAAAAGGCGAGCACCGCCACCGACGCCUCCGAGUGGUUCACCGCCGGCGAGUCCGGUGCUGCUCGAAUGCCCGGAGCCGAACUGCAGCAAAAAGUACAAACACAUCAACGGUCUAAAGUACCACCAGAGUCACGCGCACGGCUCGGCGGACGACGACGAUACGAAAGAAGGAAUCACCAGUAUGUCCGAGAACGACGAGAGCAACAUCGAGGCUCCGAGUCCGGCGACACCGGUGAAAUCGCCGGCCGACAAACCCGAGGGAACUCCACUCAGGCCGGCUAGUCCUCCGACCGGCAACAUGCCCCCAGAAACGCCGCCUCCCCCGCCUCGAGUCGCAUCGCCGAGCAUAGAAUCGCCCGCGCCUGUGUUAACCUCGGACAAGAGCAUCGUGAAGCCAGGUGUACUCAGAUUCGGACAAGACGAUUUGCCCGCGCCCCCUCCCUCGAUACCGACGUCGGCGAGGCAACCGUCGCUACAGCAACAACAGCAACAGCAGCAAUCGUCGAAUCAAUCGUCGUUGACCGGUUCGAAUUCGCCACAAAGUCCGAGCCCUCGACCCAGUCAAUCUCCCAGGUCCGUACCCUCGCCCCAUCCGAGCGUCAAUAUUCCUGCCCCUUUGAAUAUCCCCCAACCGCCGCAACCGUCCCAAAUGUCUCAGCAUCCGCAACAAAAUCCCCUUCUGCAGCCCAGUCCGCAACCGUUGCAGGCCGGUCAACCACCUACGCCGCAACAGCAACAACUUCAAGCGAGUCAACAGUUGCAAUCGUCCGUACAACAACAACAGCAGCAGCAGCAGCAGCAGCAACAACAAUUACCUCCCGCGCAUCAGCUGUCAGUGCAACAUUCGUUGUCCGCGCCACUUGGCCAACCGACGCAAGCUCACGUGGUGCAACAGGCUGGAUUGCAGCAACAAUCGCAACCGACCGGUUUGCAGGGUAUCGCGGGUCAGCAUCCGGGACUUCAGGGUCUGGCCAACCAGGUAUCGCAGCAACAACAGGCUGCCACGCAACCGGGCCAUCCGGGUCAGGGUGUACAGUCGCAUUUGCAGCAGUAUCAAAGCGUGUCGUUGCACGCUAAAAUGCCGCAGUUUAAGGUCAAGCCGACCGCGGCUCUCAUGCCCGAACAGGACAAGAGCAAAGAUCCGAGGUCAUCGAAGCCUCAGGGAUACAAAAAGAAAUCGAGGAAAUCGCCCGGUGGCAGUCCGCAUCCUUCGCCGUUGGAAGCACCGAUCGUCGACGCCGCCAGGGAAGACGUCCAGAGUCCGGCGUACUCGGACAUUUCCGACGACGCGGCGCCCGUUCUCGAAGCGGAACCGGCCGACAAAUCGAAGCAGGGUCAGGAGAAGGACGGGAAAACAAGCACGACCGCGCAUCUGCCAGCUCACUUCAGCAUGUACCCGUACUACGGGCAACCGCCUUACCUGGUGCCGAGCGUUCCGGACAGCAAGCCGAUCGAUCAGAAGCCGAGCGAUUUAACGCCGAAGCAGGAAAUGAAACCGCUCAACAUACCGCAAAUGUCGAGCAUGGCCAGUCUACAGGGUGUCGUUUCGGAAAAGGAGAAGAAGGAGCUGAGUCAGUCGGUGCCACAACCGCAACAGCAGUCGCACUAUUACGGUGGUUACGGUGGUUACAUGCCACCCGGAUAUCCCUAUCAGACAGCGCAGUCCGUAUCGCAACAGCAGCAGCAGCAGCAACAACAACAACAGCAGCAGCAACAGCAGAUACAGGAGCAAGAGAUGCACGAACAGAAAGCAAAGAUCAAACAGGAGCCGCAAUCGCAGCAGCCUAGUUUGAAGGACAAGCAGCACGAAAAUCAUCAGAUACUGAAAGAGAGCAUCGAGAUGAAGAGUCAGAUGAGCCCGUACCACAUGUAUCACCACGGGGGACAGAGUCAAAGGAGCGCACCACCGCCCCCACCACCCGGCCCGAUGCAGGACGACCGAAGGUAUUACCUGUACCCGAGCGAUCAAAGGCGGAAGGAAGAAUCGAGCAAACAGAGUCAACAAGCGAAGGCACCGCCGCCGAGUCCGAAGCAUCAACCGAAACAGGAAAAGCCGCAAGAUUUAGGGAAAAACGAGGACUCGAAGAACAAACAGGAAGGGGUUAAGCCAACGAUGGAGACGCAAGGACCUCCUCCGCCUCCUACUUCGCAAUACGCUUACAUACAUCCGGGUUACAUGCAACCGCAACAUUACGGCGCGUUGCCGUUCGACCCAGGUCAUCCGGUUUAUCGAGGACUCAGCCCGAUGUUGGUCCCGGGACCGUACUCCGGUAAUCCGUACCUGCAUCAGUUACCGAGGUAUCACGCGCCGGAGGAUCUGAGCAGGCCACCGGGCGGCAAAGCACUCGACUUGCUUCAGCAGCACGCGCAACAGUAUUAUUCGGCGCACAAGAUACACGAACUUCAAGAGCGUGCGCUCAAAUCCCCGACCCCGAAAACGUCCGCGGCUUCGGCGAGUCCCUCGUCGGCGGGGCCGACGCCGUCACGACCGCCGAGCGGGCCGCCUAGUUCGGUCGCGGGACCGGGUCCACCGCAGCCUCAGAACCAACAACCGACAGCGAAGCAACAGAAUCAACCGGGGGGGCAGCAAUCGCAGCAACAACAAGCGCCCGUCGACGCUGGGACCGGUACCUUGGCGAAAGACAAUAGAUCACCCCCGCCCCAACGACACGUGCACACCCACCAUCACACGCACGUGGGCCUAGGUUACCCUCUUUUGACCGGACAAUACCCCGCCCCUUACGGAGCGGCAAUGCUGGCGAGUCAGCAGGCCGCCGCGGUAGCCGCAUCGGUGAUCUCGCCAUUCCCGCCCAAGUGACCCGCGGCCCCCGGUCCCGUACUAGCUGCCGGAACAACCGGACCCACCUCCGCACAAAAUCAUCAUACGCCUCAUCAUCCACCACCAGUCAGCGGUACGACCGCCGCGGGACAUCCACACUCUGCCUCCGCUGGCAGGCAACCUUAGGAUCGCCUCGACCGAGAGUACAGAUAAAUUCGUCGCUGCUACCUCUUCUUCGAUAUCGGUCUCGCAUGCUCGCCGCUCUCCAUCAGCUUGUACACCACACCGGUUCGCCAGUCUGCCAAACAGCCUAUCGUCCUCGUAUACCGGCCUCUUACCGGAUCUUUUGUCGACACCGGCAUCGUCAUCCUCGCGAUUUCUCACCCAUCUUCGUCGUACCUCUCGGAUCACCGUCGAUCCUGUCGUUUCGUAUGUGCCUCGUGUUCCGAGAGAACAGCGCUGUUUCGCAUCGACCCGAAACGAACCGAGUCGAAAAGACUGCUUGCCUACCGAGAUUGCUGUGUUCUUUCUUUUCUAAUAAAAGAAUCAACUUUCCGACGAUGAUAGUAACAGUGAUGGUGACGGUGACGGUGAACAUAGAGAUAAAGCGAAUCGCGAAUGCGGCCCCGAGAACGUUUAUCGAUAUCAAAGUAAAAAGUAGCAUUCGAAUAGAGGUGGUAGAUGCGUAAGAACGUUGCGGCUAUUCCAAGGAUGAUGGUUUCGCGUCGGUUCGUUGAAAUUCGGACCGAUGCUGCCUGUGGGAUAAGGAAGAAAUUUGUACAUCCGCCGAUUCGCAGACAAACGGAAAACGAUUCCGUGCAAGACGUAACGAACCGACUGUUCGAACGAAUUCCACAAACGGACGAGCUGCAUACCCGAGAUCUCGUUACGUUAGACUGACUGAUCCUCACUGAAUGGUGGUUGAGGGAGAGGAGGAGAGACGAUCGUAGUAAAAUUCCUCGUACCGCGAACCUUAUAGUAGGAAAAUAUACGAAGCUUCGACGUAACCGCGAACCAAUUCGAUUUUUCUUCGAUGCGAGAGAGCGUGCCUCAAGCCGAUGACUUCGCGCACUCGUCUAGUAUCGAAUCGAGGCAACAUUUUUAUUAUUGCACUUAGAAGAGAACGUAGAAGAGCGUGUGCGAAUGUUUAAAAAAGAAAACAAAAAGGAAAAUUCACGCGCGCCUGUAAGCGUGCGUAUCGCGUAUUUCGCGCCACUCGAUACGUAUUUAUACGACGUAUGGGAAUACGUUCGAUCGAGAACGUUGUGUAUAACGGUAAAAUAAUAGAUCGUUGUAUUUUAUUGUAUAAAAAAAAAGAUUGCUAAUCCGCAGACACAUUUUUCUAGAAAAAAAAAAAAAAAAAUUCUAUUAAUUCGCGAACGACACGAUUCUUAGACGAUUUGAUUACCGAUUAUUAUCGAUUAAGAAGUAUAUAAUGUCGGUGACGAUAUCAAAAAGUAAAAAAGAAAAAAAAUGGAAAAAAGAAGAGAAACACGAUGAUACAUGUCGCGUAAGGUCGUGUACGAACGAUAAAAUGAAAUAAGGAUUCUAAAUAACGAUAACGCGGCGGUAAGUGAUGAUUGUACAUUGAAUACGCUAGAAUGCUAUUUGUUUACUAAAAUAACAGUAGUUAAUGUGGUGCGAAUUUUAGUAAAGUGUGAGCGAAAGUGUAAUUUUUGUGCGCUUGUACGUAUGUGUGUGCUUGUACGCGUGGAUCGAGCGGGAUAUAAUGUGUGCAUGAAAAAGAGAGAAGCAAAUGAAACAGAUAAGACUAAUUAACGAAAAAAAAAAAAAAGAGGGAAAAGCUACUAGGAUAUACAUACAUAUGCGCCACGGUGAUACAUACACGCAUAGUAUCCUGGCGAUUACCUAACGUUAGUUCAGUAACGAUUAUUAUCAUUGUAUCUUUUAUUACGAUUAUUCAUUAAUAAUUAUCGGUUCCAUUAUUUUAUCAUCGCGUCGUCGCUAAGAGAGAUGAAAGCGUUGUACGAACGAUUGGUAAAACGCGUUGCCAAGAAUCGGGAAAAUAGUUUUAUCGUGCCGUGCAUAGUGUUGCAAAAUGCCAAAUAAAGUAAAAGAGAGCAAGGCGUGUUUUUUAAUUCGAACAUAAUAAAAUGGCGAUAUUCGUUUAGCCGAAAUUGGCGGUGAAACGGCAGACAACCGUCGUCUCAGUUUUAAUGAGGCGCACUCGGAAAUAAGGAGAUUCGGGCGGGCUUUAUAAUAAAUGCUGGUGCUGUGCUGUGAUUUUUAUAAAAACAAACAAGAAAAGUGGUCAGAAAAAAAAAAAAACGAGAAAAAGAUGAGGGA